Messenger RNA from Cooperia oncophora, 492 nucleotides. The record is from the annotation of a GenBank genome assembly. NCBI's taxonomy places the organism in Eukaryota, Metazoa, Nematoda, Chromadorea, Rhabditida, Trichostrongylidae.
AUGCAACUAUCCAUAGCGAGACGGGGUGCUGCGAUGUUGAAGGUCGGUGGUCGGUUAGUCUAUUCUACAUGUUCCAUGAAUCCCAUAGAGGAUGAAGCGGUUGUCGCUCAACUGUUACGAGAAUCAGAAGGAACGUUACGACUAUGUGAUGCUCACCCUCUUUUACCAAAGCUUAUUGGUCUUCGUGGAGUUUCCACGUUUUUGAUCGAGACAAUGAUUUCAUGGUACGAUAAGCCCUCUGAUGUACCAGAACAGCUGCGAAAGAUGAUAUGUGAGUCCAUGCGCAUUGUACCUCAUCAUCAAGAUACGGGUGGUUUCUUCGUUGCACUUUUGGAAAAAGUCGAGGAGAAGCCUCUCGACAGUCCUGUGGUUGUGGGAGCACCUGCAUACAAAAAGCAGAAAAUGUUCAAGGAUGAACCUUUCACCUUUUUGAAGAAAGACGACGAGCGGUGGCAUGACAUCAAGUACGUUUUUGGUUCCGGGCUUAUUUAG